Messenger RNA from Solanum dulcamara, 1342 nucleotides. Its product is annotated as phosphopantothenoylcysteine decarboxylase-like. Gene Ontology annotation, molecular function: FMN binding; phosphopantothenoylcysteine decarboxylase activity. Gene Ontology annotation, biological process: coenzyme A biosynthetic process. Lineage: Eukaryota; Viridiplantae; Streptophyta; Magnoliopsida; Solanales; Solanaceae. Gene Ontology annotation, cellular component: phosphopantothenoylcysteine decarboxylase complex. The coding region runs from base 497 to 1126 and encodes 209 amino acids. The record is from RefSeq and is a predicted model, not a curated record. The transcript has 5 exons.
AGUUUAUUCUGAGAUAACUCUUCAAGCUUCAAAGAGUGGGUUCUAUGUGCUCCGAAAAUUCUGAUCCAGCCUAUGCUCGAAGGCAUCAAUCAAGCCAUAUAUUCUACGAUCUCGCUCAUCUAAGGCCGAUUACACCGGACUCCGAUCACCGUCGCCGGACUAUGCCGGAGCAAGUGAGUUUCAAAAAAUUUAAGCUGAAGUCAUAGAAAACCUUUCUUCUUCCGCUUAGCAAUUAUACUUUUUUUACUUUCUCCACAUACUGUUCUUCCCAUUUUUUUCUGCAAUUCAUGGUACUUGCUACUGUUUAUCUCUGCUACAGAUCUCAAUCAAGUGAGCUAAGAUAGGUAAACAUAACAACUUUUGCUUAUAAAUUUAUUGAAGCCUUUGCUCAAUUAGUCAUUCCCCGGAGGCUUUGCCAGAGUCCAUUUUUGGUGGUGGAAUCGUCUCUAGCCAACUCGAGUUCUCAGUUUGCUUCCCAAAAAGAGGUUAGGUUGAUAUGGAGCCUGUGACUUCAGAGAUGGAACCGGUUCAGAUAAACAGUGCACCUAGGAGACCUCGUAUUCUGCUUGCAGCGAGUGGAAGUGUGGCUGCUAUUAAGUUUGCCAAUCUAUGUCGUUGUUUUUCUGAAUGGGCAGAAGUUAAAGCAGUUGCAACAAAACCUUCUCUUCAUUUCAUAGACAAAGCUUCACUUCCGAAAGAUGUCAUUCUUUAUACUGACGAGGAGGAAUGGUCCACUUGGAAGAAGAUUGGUGAUAGUGUGCUACACAUUGAGCUCCGCAGGUGGGCUGAUAUUAUGGUUAUUGCCCCUUUGUCAGCAAACACACUUGGGAAGAUUGCUGGUGGACUAUGUGAUAACUUGUUAACCUGCAUCGUACGAGCAUGGGACUACAAUAAACCCCUUUUUGUGGCACCAGCCAUGAAUACAUUGAUGUGGAAUAAUCCAUUCACAGAACGACACCUUAUGGUCAUUGAUGAGCUUGGAAUCUCUCUCAUACCACCAGUUUCAAAGAGACUAGCUUGUGGAGAUUAUGGAAAUGGAGCAAUGGCUGAACCCUCUCUCAUCUACUCAACUGUAAGACUCUUCUAUGAGUCACGGUCACAAUCAGGUGGCAUCAACAUGGCGUGAUCCACAGAUCAUUAAAUUUUAUUUGUUGGUUUGUACAAGUGAUAGAAAUUGUUGAAAUUCAGGAGCUGGAGCAAUGUUACUUAGCAUACACCAGUUGUGUUUAUUUUUCUCCUAAAUUUCAUCACCUACCUAGUGUCUGUUUGUAUCCAAGAGCUAACUUUCAAUCAAGGUUCACGUUCAUCCUAGUCAAUUGAAUGAGAAUAUUAUGCAACUCUA